CCUCCUUCUCCUCCCGCUCCCGGCUCUGAAGCUUUUGUUUUCCCCGGCCGCUGUGAUGGCAGGAAACUUCCCGGAGGGAUGGGCUCAGGCCGGGCUUGUGCUGCGCCGGGCUCCGCAGGGCUCCGGCCACACCGUGAGGUUAUUUGGGAAGAGAAUAAUUAGCUGAACAAAACAGCACAAGAUGACUUAUGAUUCCUGUUCUUCAUGGGAGCCUGUCUGGAUUGUUCCUGCAGAAUGCUACAGCUUCCUUUCCUUCAUAGUGUUCUCAGCUUGCGGAGUCAUAAACCUCAGUGGAACUUUGGAUGGAAAUACUGACAUGAACUUAAGAACUUUGAUGCUUUCAAACCUUGAAUUUUGAUUGUUAAAUGACCAGUUCAAAAUACUGCCUGAACAAGAUGAAAUGCCUUGAAGACCUUUGGUUCUGCUUUCAUUUUUCUUGAAGCAAUGGUUUUCUCAGCAAUGUUGACGCUGGCCCACUCUGGGACCUCAAAUGCUACUUUCAUUGUUUAUGAAAAUGCCUAUACGAAUUUUACCACUCCCCAGUUCUUGCUUCAUAGUGGCACAACACAGCCAUUGAGAUAUGGUUCAGGUGGUGUGCUCACUACUGAGAGAAGUACUUUCCUAGUAAACACCACAGCUACCCUGCCGUCACAAGAAGUUUUCAGGAGCUUGAGUUUGCCACUCCAGAUCAUUCUUUCUGCUGCUAUGAUAUUUAUCCUAUUGGUUUCUUUCCUUGGAAACUUUGUUGUCUGCCUGAUGGUCUACCAGAAGGCAGCUAUGCGAUCUGCAAUUAAUAUCCUCUUAGCAAGCCUGGCUUUUGCAGACCUGCUGCUGGCAGUGCUGAACAUGCCAUUUGCUCUGAUAACAAUCAUUACCACUCAGUGGAUUUUUGGGGAUAUAUUUUGCAGAGUUUCUGCCAUGUUCUUCUGGCUUUUUGUCGUAGAGGGGGUAGCCAUUCUUCUUAUUAUUAGUAUUGACCGAUUUCUUAUUAUAGUUCAGAGGCAAGAUAAACUGAACCCCUACCGUGCAAAGAUUCUUAUUGUGAUUUCCUGGGCAGCAUCCUUUGUUGUUGCUUUUCCGUUAUCAGUAGGGAAUCCUAAUCUGCAGAUACCCUCAAGAGCACCUCAGUGUGUUUUUGGCUACUCUACAAGCCCAGGUUACCGAGCCUAUGUGAUAGUUAUCUUGCUAAUUGCUUUUUUUAUUCCAUUCCUGGUAAUGCUGUAUUCUUUUAUGGGCAUACUCAACACCGUCCGCCACAAUGCAGUUCGUAUCCAUAGCCACCCUGAUAGCAUAUGUCUCAGCCAGGCCAGCAAACUUGGUCUCAUGAGCUUACAGAGACCUUUUCAGAUGAAUAUUGAUAUGAGCUUUAAAACUCGUGCCUUCACAACCAUCCUGAUUUUGUUCCUUGUCUUCAUAGUCUGUUGGGCACCAUUCACCACUUACAGCCUUAUUGCCACGUUCAACAGCCACUUCUACUACAAGCACAACUUUUUUGAAAUAAGCACUUGGCUCCUUUGGCUCUGCUACCUCAAGUCUGCACUGAACCCACUGAUUUACUACUGGAGGAUUAAGAAGUUUCAUGAUGCAUGCUUAGACUUGAUGCCCAGAUUCUUCAAGUUCUUGCCACAGCUCCCUGGCCAUACGAGGCGGCGCAUCCGGCCCAGUGCCAUCUACGUGUGUGGGGAGCAUCGGUCGGUGGUUUGAAACUGCAGUUGUUUGACAAUGAUUGUUGUUUGCUGGGGUAGUUUGUUUUUUAAGCUUUAGGUUGAAUUUUGUUUUGUUUCAUAUGGCUUUUUCAGUGUGGCCAUAUCUUAUAACUUGAUUAAAUUUUUAGUACUUUGUGCAAUUUUGGGAAGAUAGAGGGAGAGAACGUGAUUGGCUAUAGUUGGGUUUACUACCAGAAUACAAUGUAAGCAGAAUAACAAAUGUUACCUCUAGGAUUCCAUGGAAAUCCAUUCUUUUAAUGAAAACUAUAUUUGGAACAUCUUGUCAGGUUUAUGCUUACUAGACCUGCAAUUUUACCUAAUUGUAGGAACUUUUUUUAUGCUGCUAAGAUACGGUGUAUUUAGUUGGUGUAAUUUUUUUGAAAACUGUUGCUGCUGUCUGCCAGUAUAUUAGAGCCAAAAAGUCUCAUUAGAUUAUUUCUAUCUAAUUUAAUGAUAUUUCAGAAGUUUUCAUGGUAACAUUAAAAACCUGGUUUUUUAAUAUUUCCAUUAAUAUUUUGUGCACUUUACAAAAUUUACUAUAUAGUUUAUUCAUUUGAAUAUUUUGUUCUGUAUUGAAGAUGUAUUAUUAUUGCUUAUUAUUAUUUGUUAAGUUGGUGAAUUUGAAUGAAAGACCCAGGUAAGCUCUAGGGUGGUGAUUUAUGUUGGUAUAGCUACAUGUACAGUCGUAGAUUUUCUCGUUUUCUAGCAACUGAUCAAAAUUACCUUCUCAGUUAUCAGGAGAGUUAGAAGGAGAAAACAAGAGGAAUGAAAGAGAAAGCAAGAAAAAUACUAUAACCUGAGAUUUAGGCUCACACAUGGUUUAGAAGAAUAGUGUUCAUGUUAAAAUUGUUACAGGGUAAAGGGUGACUGCAGUUGUUAUUUGAGGCUAUUACAAGUCAUCCAAACCUCAUGGUAUGCCUGAAAACCUGUCUGAAAUAGUGAUUUUUGGGCCUGCAAUUUAUACUGUGUUGGUGUGAUGUUGUUUCUGCUUGGAGCUCGUAUAAGGCUAGGUGUGCUCUACACAGCUGAAAUCAUGCUGUCAGGCAUUUGUUGGGAUAGGAUUAGAAAUAGUAGGGUAAACCAACACAUAGAUAGCAAAUGAACCAUAGUUGAGUUUAGCAUUUAGUCUACAUAGUAAUUGCAGGGAGAAAAAGAGUUCUUGAUGCGUUUUGCAAUUUAAGUAUUGGAUCAAAACCAUAAACAGUCACAGAAUCAUAAAAUGGCUUGGUUUGGAAGGAGCCAUAUAUAUCAUCCUGCUCCAAUAGCCCUGCCAUGGCUUUCACUAAACCAGGCUACUCAGAGCCCCAUUCAAUUUGCCCUUGAACUCUUUCAGGGAUGGAACAUCCACACCUUCUUUGGGAAACCUGUCUCAGUGCUUCACCACCCUCACAUGGGAGAAUUUCUUCCUAUAUCUUUUCUAAAUCUACUCUCUUUCAGCCAUUACCCCUUAUAACAGUCAGCCAGCAGAGUUUGCUGGCGAUGUAAGUUAAAUUCCCCUUUUCCCUCUGAUACUACUUCACAUUGAUUUUUUCAUUACCUCUUUGUCUCUGUAGUGCCUGCUGCCUCGAGGGUUUACUCGCUGUUCUCAUCUAUUAGGCAUCAGCUUCUCCCUAAAAUGCCAAACUACCUUUCUGAUUAAUGUCAGACUGUGUUGGUAUCCUGGAAAGCAGAAGAACGAGGAUUUUCCUUUAUGAUAGCAAACUCAGAUACUUUUUUUUCCAAUUAGCUAAAUAAAUAUUUAUUGUGAGACAAGUAGAAUUAAGACUUAGGUUUGGACUUUGGAGCCAGAUCCCCAGUUGCUCUGGGGCUGGGAAGAAUACCUGCAGAAUCAGCUUUUUGGGGCUGUGACCAGGAGCUGGAGGGAUUGAUGUGCAACAGACAGCAACCAGAGCUGGGUUUUGGGCUUCUCUUGCUUCCAUCAGUCUUUCAGGGCCCCAAAGCAUGGGGAGCUCUCUGUUCUUGUACUAGAGGAGCAAAAAUAAUAGCAAUUUUAUCUGCUUCUGUGUAUCUGCACAGUACAUGUGUGUAUGAAGGAAAUGUCCCGUGUGGGUGUCCAGGGACUGCUUGCUUCCUGACAGCAGCAAAGCAUUCAAUCCCAGAUUUUUUUUUAAAGGUCUUCAAUAAAGAACUAAUUUAAGCUAAGGUAGCUCUGUUCUUCUCAUUGACAGCUGUUCGUAAAGCUGUUGUUAAAUUUUAGGAGUAGAAAAGGAACAAUUUUGAAUUCUGUAAUUUCAUUUAAAAAAAAACCAACAAACUGCCAGCUGAGACUGUGGAUUACGUGUAAAGGCAUCUGGCAGUGGUAGUGUUAUUGAUAACCAUGCUUUCCCUUUCUUGUCAGUUUUACUGAUGAUGGUAUAGAUUUUUCUGAUCUAAAGGAGCUCCACUAUAAAGCAGAAUGUUUUAGUAUGUCUUUGCAGUAAAGCUUUUAUUUUUCAAUUACAUUUACAUUGAUAGCACAAGUUUAUGACCUGGUUAGUAUGAAUUUUCUGUUUCAAAGCUGUCAUACCUGUUUAUCUCUGAAAGCAGCAAAAUUGUGCUUAGAGUUAAUGUAACAGAGUGUGAGUGUACAUUGUCUAAAUGGCAGGAACAGGUAUUUUUGCUGUCUUCCAGCUCUAUGAUGCAAGAGAUUUGAAUGUUGUAAAACACAGUAAUUCAAGAAGGAAAGAAGAUGAGCAAUACAGGAAAAUUAAUGAAAUUACAUUCCUGAAGGAGGAGGGAAAAGCAUUUUGUGGGAUUUUUUUGAUCUCUGAUAUGUACUGGCUGUGAAGUAUAAAUUGUGAACAUCUGACAGUUAAUUUGUCUUGAUAAUUAAACACUUGUUUACACUGACUGCAACAAGGUUUCUGGUCAAAGCUGCAUCUACUGAUCCUUGGAGUAAAGAAACCCAAAUUGUGUGGUCCAAAUUCAGAGGUGAUUUCCAUAGCGAUACAGUAUUCACACUUGCCAGGUUUUUUGAGGUGAUCAAAGCAUAUAGUGAACAAAAGUGUGUUCAAAAAAAGAAACAAGGUGUGGUGUCGAAGUAUCCCCAGGGUGAUUAUGUGUUUACAGAAUCAUUUGUGCUAUUGUGUCUAUGUACUGUCUUGAGAGCAGUGCCUUGAUAAUUACAACUGAAGUCCUAGGACCAAGUUGAAGACCUCUGAACUGCUCAGUCUUGCUGUCUGUGAUCCUGCCAAGAAUCCUGCAUAACCUCACUGGGAUUUGUAAUGUUAAAACACAUACAUAUUGGCAGAAGUGGGUCUCCUGAGGCAAUUUAAUGGUCUUGACCAAGACCAAGGAAUUUAAAAACUCAGACUGAUCCUUCUUGACUUUAAAGGGAAAUUAUCAUUUUCUUCCUCUCCAGAGAUGAUAGUCAUUACUAAUCUGUAUUCCCUCAUGUUCUAUUUUCAGACAUCUUUAGUAUGGAGGAUUUAAAUGAAUGUAUUUUGAAGUAUGUUGCAGUUUAAUUCAUUCAGUCAAAGCAUGCUGCUUACACAGGUCUCAAUUGUACAAAUCUAUUGCUGAAAUGAUUCUUUUGUACUCAAAAUUGUGUAUUUUUUGACAUUUCUUGUUACUUAUGUAAAAAUAUUUCUGUAUAUAGAGAAGAAAAUUGUUUUGCCUCUUACUGCUUUCUGUCACUAUUUUUUUCACUUGUAUGCUUAAUGCUUUUAUAUUUUAUUUUGGAUAUAUGCAUAAGUAACUGUGAGAUUUCAGUGAUCUUUCUGAACCCAUUUGAGAUUUUUAAUUCUUAAAUCAUUCAACAGCACCCUCCUUGAAAGAGAUUUUAAUUUAUUUUAGCAUGAAAACUACAAAUUCAGAGCACAAGUUUAUUGUGGUUGCAAUGGUGAGAAAUAUCUUGAGUCCCAUUUUCCAGGAGCCACUACUUUGCCACUACUUUGGUUUCAUUUUUUUUUUUGGCUAGUCAUUUUCUGAUGUGGAGAAACCUUGAAUUACUGUUUUAAAAAAAAGUUAAGUAGAAUUGCAUUUGUCUUUUCUGUAUAUAAUACACCCAUGAAAAUACUUGAGAAACAACAAAAAAAAAGAAAAUAAACAUAAACAUUCUCAAAAAUGUGGCAAAAGUCUUUAGAAUUGACUCUCUUGUUAGUACAUGAACUUGAUUCUUGUAUUUAAUGCCUACCUGCAUAGUUUCAAACACUUAUCUGUCUAUGAAAUAACCAGGAUUGCCUAAUGUAGGGGGUUUUGUUUAAGCCAAAAUGUUUCUUGUAUAAAGCGUUUGCAGAAUGCUCUUUUCUGAGACACUGUCAAGAUAUCUAGAACAAUUGGAAUAGUAUCCAGCAAGCAGAGAGAGAGCCUAAUAUGAAAGUAACUUUCCUAAAAUACUACCUGAACUGGGUGUCCCACCUUUCAGCUUGCAUUAAGUAAUUAAGAUCAUCUUGCUGUGCAAUAAA
Camarhynchus parvulus is the source of this 6091-nucleotide messenger RNA. RefSeq names its product G protein-coupled receptor 63 (gene GPR63). Gene Ontology annotation, molecular function: G protein-coupled receptor activity. The record is from RefSeq and is a predicted model, not a curated record. Gene Ontology annotation, cellular component: membrane. Gene Ontology annotation, biological process: G protein-coupled receptor signaling pathway. Lineage: Eukaryota; Metazoa; Chordata; Aves; Passeriformes; Thraupidae. Bases 445 to 1704 code for a protein of 419 amino acids. The transcript has 4 exons.